Molecule: messenger RNA, 3513 nt
Organism: Heteronotia binoei (common prickly gecko)
Lineage: Eukaryota; Metazoa; Chordata; Lepidosauria; Squamata; Gekkonidae
Gene: JMJD8
Product: jumonji domain containing 8
Exons: 10
Coding region: 221-1030 (269 amino acids)
Cellular component (GO): cytoplasm
Source: RefSeq, a predicted model, not a curated record
UGGGCUUGGAAAUUUGAAACUUCCUGGCUUGAGAAGCGGACGGUUGCUUGGAGGCGUUUCCAGGGAGAGAUGCUUUCAGGACCUUUGGGAUAAGGCUGUUUUCUAGGCACGGGUAAGAUGCUUUGGACUGCAACUCCCAGCAUGCAAACAAAGGCGAGGGACACCCAGUAAGCUGGAAGAGAUCCCCCUGCUCCUUGGCUCCGGACGGAUCUGGGGACAGAUGGGCUGGAGAGACCCGUUCUUCCUGCUAUCGCUUGUACUGAAGCAUUUCCUGGUAUUUCCCGAAGUUUUGGCAUCCCUGGAAUCAGAUGGAGGCUGGCUGACUAGCAGGCACUCCGCUCUAUCGGAAGAGGAGAGCUGCACCGUGGAGAGAAGAGACGCCACCCUCACUUACGCCCAGUUCAUUGAGCAGUACGCCUUCUCCAGGCCAGUGAUACUCCAGGGAAUAACCAACAAUACAGAAUUCCAGGCCUACUGCACCAAGGAGAAGCUGUUGGCCAGGUUUGGAGAUCACCUGGUCCGACUCAGCACAGCCAACACCUACUCUUAUCGCAAAGUCGACUUGCCCUUCCAGGAUUAUGUGGAUCAGUUGCUGGAACCGCAGGAUCUGGAUUCCCUGGGGAGUGAAACCCUGUACUUCUUUGGGGACAAUAACUUCACAGAGUGGGGGUCUCUCUUCCAGAAGUACCGCCCCCCUCCAUUCCGGCUCCCGGGCACUACCGGAGCAUACAGCUUUGGGAUUGCUGGCUCCGGCUCAGGGGUGCCUUUCCACUGGCACGGGCCGGGAUACUCUGAGGUGAUCUUUGGCAGAAAGCGCUGGUUUUUGUAUCCCCCAGAGAAAACACCAGAGUUCCAUCCCAACAAGACCACUUUGUCUUGGCUGCUGGACACAUACCCUUAUCUGCCCCCCUGGGAGAGACCCAUUGAAUGCACCAUUCACCCCGGAGAGGUCCUGUACUUCCCGGACCGCUGGUGGCACGCCACCCUCAACCUGGACACCAGCGUUUUCAUCUCCACAUUCCUAGGUUAGGAAAUCCAUUGGGUGUCCUCUGGGAUGCCAGUCGUUUUCUCCGGCAGCUAAAUGAAGAAACUUGAUUUAUCUCUUUGGGACACACAGCCAGCCCUGCUGGCUCUCUUGGACUCUCUCGUGUGGCAUUGUGUAGCUCAGGUGUGAGCGGAAGGAAUAUUGUGGGUGUUUUGGCCAGUUUCCAGUGGACAGGCUGGGGUCUGCGGGGAUGCUAGGUGGCCCUUGACCUGACCUUGCCUUGUACUAUGGGUGUUCAUAACCAAAACAGAACUCAAAGCAUCCCUCAACAUUCAUAAUCUUUGGAUGACUGAGCGCUCACGUGAGUACGGUUGCUUUGUCUAUUGGAAACACGAUGGUGGGAGAUAAAAACCGGGCUGCUCAGAGUGGGCUAGCGCUCAGAAUGGCAGAGGAUUCCUAAGAGCCCCCCUCCAGCCCUGAUCUGGUUUGAUGGGUGCUUCCUGAAUUGGCUGAAUGUCCUUUGCCAUUAGCUGUUCCUCUGAGGAACCACUCCAUCAGGAAGUUCUUCUUAAUGUUUAGUUGAAAACUCUUUUAAUUCCCACCUGUUGGGAAUUAAAGCUUGCCCUUCUCGAUCCCUGGUCUCCAGGGCUUUUAUUGCAGCUGGAACUCCUUUGCCUAUUAGGCCACAUACCCCCGAUGUAGCCAAUCCUCCAAGAGCUUACAGGGCCGACUGUAAGCUCCAGGAGGAUUGGCUACAUCAGGGGUGUGUGGCCUAAUAGGCAAAGGAUCUCCUGCUACAAAAAAAAAUCCCUGCUGUCUUCCCCUUCGCAUUCCCCUCCCAGUGUCUUAGAUGACCCAUAGAAACAGGGCUGUGAAUCAAAUGCCUAGUUUAGGACCUUGGAAAAUAGUUCCUGUUCAGUUCCCAGCUGACGUCUGUCUGCUCAUCCCCCCCGGGGUAGCUCUUCCCUAGGUGGACAAAAGGCCCGUCCUGUAGAAAUUCACCCUUUUUAAAAUGUUCACCCUUUUUAAAAGGGGCUUUUAAAAUGUUCCCCUCCUAGGCCUAAUCGAGCAAACAGAAAGCCAGCCCCACGACUCCCAAGUGACACGUGCAUUUCAAAGCCCAGGACCUUCUUUUGCUCGAUGUCGAUUUGCGCUUAAGGCGAGAAGGGAGCAGACGCUGCCAACGUAUUCUUCCUGGCCCUGCUCCUGUGCUUUUUAACAGCCGCUUGGCAUGAACAAAUUUAGCACGCGGUUUGUCUCCAUUCUGAACUGCAUGCUAAAUUCGUGCAUACCAGGCGGCUGCUUAAAAGCACAGGAGCAGGGCCAGGAAGGAUAAGUUGGCAAUGUCAAUUCCUUUCUCACCUUAAGCGCAAGUUGACGUGUUGUGCUAGAGACGCAGGGGCAGGCCUGUUAAAAACUUAGCGACUCAUCUUACUAGCACGAAAUACAGACGCUCAAGGUUCAGGUUUUUUUUUCCUUCUCCCUGCCUCAUCCUACUCGCACUUGCCUUACCCCAUAAACCGCUCAGUGAGCAAAAGAUUCUUCCCCUGCAAUUCAGAUCAUUGUAGCUUUGUAAACGUUUGCCCCCACCCCCUCCGGUUUUUGUUUUAAGGACCACCUGCAAAUUUCUAGCUGGCUAAGACAGAGCAAAGGCAGUGAAUACACCUGGCAGACAGGACAGACGUUGUCUCAUCUUAGAAUGCCUGAAGUGAAAUUUUAGCCAGUGGCUGCUGGUCUGAAGUUCAGACGCUCCAGCUUAUUCGAGCUGAUCUCCUACACAAAGAGAGGUUGAAGGACCAGUUUCUAAAUACCCCCCCCUCCCCGGUUUCAAAACCAGAAACUGUGGUCACACCAAAGUCUUCCUUCUCUGAAAGCAAGGGACUCAAUCCAAACCGUUAAAACGUAACAGGCAGAGGAUUGACACCAGUUACUUCCUUUUCCUGCUACAAACCCACCCAACUCUGGGUUCCAGAACUAAUGUUUGGCCAGCUUACGGGGUUGCAGUGAGAGGCAGGAGAGCAGCAGAAAUCCCCGCCUCCUUUUAAGAAAAUUGUUCAGGUGUCUUUACCUGUAUGGUCGGACACAGGUCAGUUUUUGGUCUUGUGAAAAAGGCAGUGAGGAAACGUAAUUCCACAACCCAGAGCGGUCCUAAAAAUAGGCUAUACGAAAGCAACAGCACUUGGUUGAAGUCUUCCCAUUUUGCCAGUUUUGGAUUUCACAGAGCUUGGCGCCGGAUAGAUCCAGGAGGUGGAACCUUGUCAGUCGCGGGGUGUGUGUGUGUGUGUAUGCGAGUGUGCUUUUUACACUUUGCUUCUGUUGACCCUGACAGCCUGUGUCCAAAACCCCUCCCCCCAAAACAUAUGCCCAGCCGUUGGCGGUGCUAGCAACAAAGUCUGUGCUUCCCAAACCAGCUAUUCCCACUUGUGCUGUUUCUCUCCAGCAGUACCGUGGCACCAUCUCCUGAACAAAUGCACUAAGGACGGAGAGAGGUCCUGUCUUAUUUAUUAAACGGAGUUGUAGCACCACGA